This is a messenger RNA of Talaromyces amestolkiae, 1179 nucleotides long. RefSeq lists its product as uncharacterized. Bases 1 to 1179 code for a protein of 392 amino acids. The record is from RefSeq and is a predicted model, not a curated record. The transcript has a single exon. Gene Ontology annotation, molecular function: oxidoreductase activity. NCBI's taxonomy places the organism in Eukaryota, Fungi, Ascomycota, Eurotiomycetes, Eurotiales, Trichocomaceae.
AUGGGAUCCAUCAGCCAAGAAACGGUGCUGCAGUCGCCGGCGUUAUCAACAAAUAUUUCGAUCUUCGAACCUUUCUCUCUUCCAUCCAGUAACCAGCGUGUGCUUUCUGCACCACAUCCUCAGGAUACUGUUAUUCCUCUCGCUUUGCGUCCUUCUGGGAGUAAUCCCUCCCUUGAUGUAGCAGUCUCAGCCGUGGAAUCGCUCCAAAAAGAUCACGAUGGCUACCUGACCAAGAAACUCGCCACCCACGGCGCUCUUCUCUUCCGUGGUCUUCCCAUCCACUCUGCAGACGACUUUAGCCGCUUUGCGCAUGCAUUUGGCUACUCUCCUCACGAGAUAAUUGGAAUCGUCGUUGACCGACCCCUUCUCGCACCCAAUGUCGCUCCAGCAAAUGAGGCACCCAAGGAAGUACUUAUAUACAACCACAACGAAUCACCGCAGGUGCCACAUGCGCCCGAAUAUGUAUUUUUCUACGCACAUAAAGCUCCCGCAAAAGGUACAGGUGGUGAAAGCGCGAUAUCGUCGAGCUUGGAAAUUUUCAACCGCGCCAAUAGGGAGAUCCCUGAAUUCAUUGACGCUUUGGCGGAAAAGGGAAUACUUAGCCAGGUAACGUACAAGGUUGAACAGCAGUACGCUGGAGGUUCCACACUACGCCAGGCCUUCGGUAAAGAGAUCAUUGAGGGCGAUGAUCUUGAGACACGCAAGCGCAAGAUUGAAGAUCAAAUUAAGCGUUAUGGAAGAGGCGAGUUCACGACCUGGAAAUGGGAGGAUGACGACCAGACACUAGUUGUAACACAUCGGCUGCCAGCGAUUCGAACACAGCAAAGCACUAAUCUACCAACACUUUUUACCGGUUUGGCAGCAUAUUACAAGAAUACCUUUGGGACAGGAACUGGAAAAAGAAAGAACAUUACACAAACGCUGUAUGGAGAUGGAACUCCUAUUCCCGAGAAAUAUCUCGCCCAUCUGGCCAGUAUCACAGACGAGCUUAGAGUUUUACAUCAGUGGGAGCAGGGGGAUGUCCUUGUGUUCGACAAUGUGAUUGCCCAGCAUGGACGCGAACCGUGGACAGGAGAUCAAAAGGAUAGGGUCGUACUGGCCAGCUUGUUUGACGCAGAAAGUCUACCAGGCAGAUAUGGUUAUGCAAAUUGGGCCCAAGUAGUACAGGCCUCGUCUUAG